UGCAGAGCUCUGUGUGUGUUUUGCUCCUCUUCUCUUCUUCUUGCUCUGCAAUUCAUUGGCUUUUUCUCGGGUUCUGGUUUUUCAUGCUGCUUUGUUGGCGUGCUCUGUAAAAGCACCCGAACUUACCCCCAGAACGACCUCGUUUCGUCCCUUCAUUCCCUCUUUUAUUUUCCUUCUCGGAGACUUCGAUAAAACUGGAAGGCAAUUUAUUCCUUCUGCCUGAAGAUUUUAAUCAUUCCAGAUUUUUGGUUGCCCGAAUUUUAAUCAUCCGAGAUUUUUUGGGGAGGACGGCGGCGAUUAUGAAUUCAACUCGGACCGAAAUGCAGGAGCCGAGCAUCGACACCGAUAAGCUGAGCUACGAGAUAUUUUCGAUACUGGAGAGCAAGUUCCUGUUUGGCUACGACGAUCAGAAGCUCUGGGUUCCCAAACAGGUAUCUCCGUCCCCCACGCCGGCCUCCGACUCCAAACCCGACCCGGUCCAGCUGGUGGGCGUUCAGCCCCAAUCUGAAAACGGCUUCGGGGCGAUCAAAAACCAGAGGGGCAAAAUCUGCAUUCUCAGCAUCGACGGCGGCGGAGGAAUGAGAGGGAUUCUUUCCGGAAAGGCCUUGGCGUAUCUCGAGCAAGCGUUGAAGCAGAAAUCGGGGAAUCCGGACGCCAGAAUCGCCGAUUACUUCGACGUCGCCACCGGAGCCGGCGUCGGAGGUAUAUUCGCGGCCAUGCUCUUCGCCACCAGAGACCAUGCCCGUCCGAUUUUCAAUGCCGAAGACACGUGGCGCUUCCUCUCCGAUCACGGCAAGAGCUUGUUCAACAACAACCGGUCCUCCUCCUCCGCCUCCUCCCCCGGUUUUAUGCGUCGCCUCUUUCGAAGUUCCGGUUCGGGCUCGGGUUCAACUGGGUCCGCCACGGCCGGUUUGGAAAAAGUAAUGAAAGAGGCGUUCGCCGACGUUGAUAGGACGCUGACGUUGAAAGACACGCUCAAGCCGGUUUUAAUUCCGUGCUACGACCUUUCCAGUAGGGCGCCGUUUCUGUUUUCCAGGGCCGACGCGCUCGAGACCGACAGUUACGACUUCCGCCUCUGGGAGGUCUGCCGCGCCACGUCAGCCGAGCCGGUAAUCUUCCAACCCGUCCAAAUGCAGUCCGUCAACAACCAGACAAAGUGCCUGGCCGUGGACGGCGGCUUGGCCAUGAGCAACCCGACGGCGGCGGCGAUCACGCACGUGCUGCACAACAAGCAGGAGUUCCCGUUCGUGCGAGGGGUCGAGGACAUAAUGGUCCUUUCAAUAGGGAGCGGUCAGUUUCUGGAAGAAGCGAGGUACGAGUACGAGCAAGUGAAGAAGUGGCGAGCCAAGGAAUGGGCUCGGCCCAUUGCCCGAAUCGCCGGCGACGGGUCAGCCGAUCUGGUGGAUCAGUCCGUCGCCAUGGCGUUUGGUCAGUCCGGGAGCAGUAACUACGUGCGCAUUCAGGCAAAUGGGGCAAGCUUGGGACGUUGCGGGCCAAAUGUAGAUACAGACGCAAGUCCUAACAACGUUAAGAAGCUGGUAGGAGUGGCAGAGGAAAUGCUGAAACAGAAGAAUGUUGAAUCGGUGCUCUUUGGCGGUAAGAGGAUCGGCGAGCUGAGCAAUUUCGAGAAGCUCGAUUGGUUUGCCGGAGAACUGGUGCUCGAGCAUCAGAGGAGGAGUUGCAGAAUAGCUCCCACUGUUGCCUUCAAGCAAGCUGCUUCCAAAACAACUUAGAGCUCAAAAGGAGAAUAGAGAGACAUCAUCAAGGAAGGAAGAAAAAACAAGAGGAGAAAAGUAAAUUGCCACAAACAGCUUUUACUUUUUUGUAAGGUGAAUAGGACAAGUAGCCAGUUUGAAAAAAGGGGUGGGGGGAGGGGAGAGAUCUGAGGGGGAUUUCUUUGCCUGCCAGAGGACAUGCAUUUGUGGCUUCCCACUCUCAACCUUUCUCAAUGUCAAGGGACCAAAGUGAGAGAGCUUCAAAAGCUUUUGAGAGGUUACACAGACAAAAAAGAAUCAGGUAUCAUAUAUUCAGUUUCAAAAAUUGAGUACUCAUCAUGGGUGGGAAAAUCUGCUUCCAUGUUUGUUAUUUCGUCCCAUACCCUUUUCUUUCUUAUAUUUUUCACUUUUCCCCCUAGAUGUUUUUCCAUUUCCUGUCUUUUCAUCCUUAUCUCAAGAAACUUGAGGGGUGGUGGUUGGUGGUGGCCGGUGGUGGUACCCAGAAUUGAAAAAAUAGUCAAAGCUAUUUGUCUGCCUUUGGCUUUUUGUUUUUAUUUUCUCAUUGAAUAUAUAUAUAUAUAUAUAUAUAUAGUAGUGGGGUGGGAAAAGUAGUUUUUCAGGUGUGGUGUGGGUUAUAAUUUUGAAGCAACUGACCAUAUCUUUCUCUCCUGGGGGUGGGGUGGGGUGCUUUCUAGUUGUUGGAGCUUUCUGGGGUUGGGGGAGAAAAGUAGUAUUCUUUGGUUUUUCCUGCAUGUUCAAGUGUAUAAUAUUUGAAGUCGCAGAAUUAUUUAAAGAAAGCAAUUUCCACUUUUGUUCUUCUUCUCUUAGCUGUGUACAUUUUUGUAAUUUAAACAAGUGUUUGGUUUGGUUGUUU
This is a messenger RNA of Pyrus x bretschneideri (Chinese white pear), 2589 nucleotides long. Its product is annotated as patatin-like protein 6. The record is from RefSeq and is a predicted model, not a curated record. The transcript has 3 exons. Gene Ontology annotation, biological process: lipid metabolic process. Bases 300 to 1733 code for a protein of 477 amino acids. Lineage: Eukaryota; Viridiplantae; Streptophyta; Magnoliopsida; Rosales; Rosaceae.